Molecule: messenger RNA, 1670 nt
Organism: Talaromyces proteolyticus
Lineage: Eukaryota; Fungi; Ascomycota; Eurotiomycetes; Eurotiales; Trichocomaceae
Product: amidase signature domain-containing protein
Exons: 6
Coding region: 1-1653 (550 amino acids)
Source: RefSeq, a predicted model, not a curated record
AUGGAAAGGUGGCAGGAACGAGUUCAGGCAAAACGACACGCUGCCCUAGAGAAAAUUCCAAUAGACUGGCGCUUACCAAAGGGCUUUCUCCAAAGCAUUAAAGCAUUAGAAAGUGAAUCUACCGACCUUAUCGCACUGAACGCCAUUCGAAGGUCUGGGUUGCUAUCUUCCUCGGAGCUGGAGAUUACCGAGAACUAUACAGCCUCUCAGCUAGUGAAGAAACUAGCAUCAGGAUCAUUUUCUGCAGAAGCUGUGACUCGCGCUUUCUCAAAAAGGGCGGCAAUUGCAGAACAGCUGACUUCAUGCCUCACCGAAACCUUCUUCGACCAAGCUAUUGAGAGAGCACGAUUCUUGGAUGACUAUCUCCAACGAGAAGGACGGGUAGUAGGGCCCUUGCAUGGACUACCCAUUAGCGUCAAGGAUAGUUACAAUAUCAAAGGGGUUCCGAGCACUAUUGGUUAUGUCUCAUUUCUGGACAAUGAACUGCCUGAAACAAAUUCGACACUCAUAGAUGUGUUGCUUCAGCUCGGCGCCGUCUUAUAUGUGAAAACCAAUAUUCCACAAUCAAUGAUGGUUGCGGAUUCUGAAAAUAAUAUUUUCGGACGCACGUUGAACCCAUUGCGAACCUCAAUGACUGCCGGCGGCUCGACAGGUGGUGAGGGAGCUCUUAUUGCUCUUCGUGGAUCUCUUAUUGGAGUUGGGACAGACAUCGGUGGUUCCAUUCGCGUCCCUGCAUUAUGUUGUGGUUUAUAUGGCUUCCGGCCUACGACUGGCCGAGUGCCGUAUGGAGGCAUUGUUCAUCACGGACUCCCUGGACACCCUGGAAUUCUAGCUACCGCCGGACCUCUGACAACAUCGUUGACCGAUACUGAACUGUUCCUUACUUCAGUGAUCUCCGCAAAGCCAUGGAAAUACGACUCGACUACUCAUGCAAUUCCAUGGCUUCCUGUGGGGGGAAAUGUAGCCUUUUCGCCUCUCAGAAUUGGGGUUCUUGCGGAAGAUCCUAAAUGGCCAUUGCACCCCCCAGUCCGACGUGCUAUUCAUGAUGCUAUUAGUCUCCUCAAAGACGCUGGUCAUAGCAUUAUUCAGCUAUCCCACGACGUUAAAAUCUCGGCAAGCACGGGACUUGACCUGUCCCUUCAAUAUUUCUCUCUCGAUGAUUCCAACACAUUUUUACGCCAUAUAGAGAAAGGAGGCGAGCCCCCUAUCAAUGCACUCAAAGUGCUAGGCUUAGACAAGCCCUCUACAAACCAUUCAAAGUGUACCAUCCAAGACCUUGCUGCACUAGACUUGAAAAGGGUGGGAUAUGGCGAUGCAUGGAGCAAGCAGAUAUUAGACCUCAAUCUUGAUAUUAUCAUUGGCCCUGGGGCACAGAAUACCGCAGUGCCUCAUGAUUCUUAUGGUCUCUUCCCAUACACUGUGAUGUGGAAUCUUCUCGAUUACCCUGCAUCGAUUAUCCCAUUUUCUCGAGUAUCAAAAGAGGCCGAUCCGGAGCCACUGGUCUUUGAGGCUCCUGCUCAAGGACCGCCUUACGAUCCGGAAAUACUUGAUGGCCUCCCAUGCGCAAUUCAAAUCAUCGCCCCUCGUUUCCAUGACGAGAAGUGUCUGGCAAUUUCGAAGGUUGUGGAUUCAAUCUUGAAUGGAAAAAGGUAGAGUAGCUUACAUAGGAC